AACUAUGAUCCGCGCUGCUGUUUUGGGGGAGCAAGCAUUGUGUUUUCCGAGGCCUGCUUGCUGCCAUCAUCAUCGCCAGAUGAUUGAAUCCUAGUAGGCAGGCCAAACAGCUCGCCGAGGAGACUCGCACACUAGGAUUCGCGCGUGGUGGAGGACUGUGAAGAAAAUCCCAGCUGAAUAGUGGUGGCGGCUGCUAAUCCGCGUUCUGAUUGUGGGAAAAACCUGAGGGCGGUGAAAAAAUCGAAAAUAUGGAUCUGUGUCGAGUGUGGUCGUGGUGUGUGGUGAAGCGGUGUGGUGCAUCUUUUUGAGGUCAUUUGAAAGCGAACCAUAUUAGGGAGAAAUUGGCAUUGUUAUUUGAAAUGGUAAUUUGAUGGGACGCGGGCGGGAGGUCAUUUUCCACGAUGUGUAUCAUUGUCACCGCUGUCGAACGAAGAAGAAGUGAGUGCCCCCCCCCAUCAUCGUCCGAGGGAGUUAUUUCGUUGUGUCGGUCGGUUCUGAUUAGCUGAAACAGAAGUCGUCGAAAGUUGAUUUGACUUUCAUAAGAGGAUAAUUACUGAAGCGGAACGGAACAUUAAAUAGACUGUCGUCGCAGUUGUUGGUUUUGCGCGCGGGUCGGAGGUGAUGGGACGAGAUUGGCGGGCGUCCGGAAUGGAUUAUCGGAUGUGAAAAUAGCAGACCCAUUAUGGUUCGCAGUCGGAGAGAAAGAGACGUUUCCAAAUACGAUGCGCUGCUGAAGUCGGUUUCAAGUACGCCACAAUGGAAGAAAGCAUGCAUAGUGUGAAAGAUAGAAUAUACCAGGAAGAAAUACGAUAUAACUAAACGGAUACACGGCUGUUAUUGACGGGGACAAAAUUGGACAAAAUUCUGUGCUUAUCCUUCUGAAGAAUCUGCAGCAUUUAAUUGAAAAAAAAAAUCGUGGGUAAAACAAUCUAGUAGUUUGUAGGUUAGUUACCAUUGCAGAAGACGGUCAUCCGUCAGUGUUGCUUAGUGAUGUGCAUCGGUGGUAACCAAUGGCAACGGAAUGAAAAGUGGCACCCAGUGUAUCGGUAGUUCACCUCGCCCUAGUCGGGGAAUGACCCUUCACCACCACGUGGGGAUGGAAGAGGCCUUGAACCGGCGAAGACGACGAUCGCGAUUCCGAUCGCGCUCAGGACAACAGUGGUUGACUGUGGCGACACCCGGCGAUGGAGGAGGUUCGUUAUAGUGCACCACACGCGACCGGGGGCUACUCCAAAGGACACACAAAACAGUGCCGGGAGGGGCGGGGGUGCAAAGUGAAAAUGUGGUGGCAGCUGAUGGGAUUUGCGCUACUACACGCACUUCAAGUGGGACUAGCUGUGAAAGGAGGAGGCGGACACUCGAAAUCGAUGGCAGCCGGACGACUGGAGAACGUCACCCAAACUAUUUCUAGGAUAUUGGAAGGUUACGACAUUCGGUUGCGGCCAAACUUUGGCGGUGACCCACUACACGUAGGAAUGGAUCUAACAAUAGCUAGUUUCGAUGCAAUUUCAGAAGUCAAUAUGGACUACACGAUAACAAUGUACCUAAAUCAGUACUGGAAGGACGAGCGAUUAGCGUUCAACGCGUACUCGAUAUGGGGCCCGGACGUGCCGGCGGGGUCGGCGACAUCCGGCGGGACGGCCAUCGGCAGCCGCCAGUACGACCAGAACGGUGACAUCAUGAUCGAGGACGACGGCGCCAACGACGUGAUUACGCUGUCGGGGGACUUUGCCGAGAAGAUCUGGGUCCCGGAUACGUUCUUCGCCAACGAUAAGAACAGCUUCCUGCACGACGUCACCGAGCGGAACAAGCUGGUGCGGCUGGCCGGGGAUGGGUCCGUGACCUAUGGGAUGCGUUUCACGACGACGCUCGCCUGCAUGAUGGACCUGCACUACUACCCGCUCGACUCGCAGAACUGCACCGUGGAGAUUGAGAGCUACGGCUACACCGUAUCGGACGUGCUGAUGUACUGGCGGUCGACCCCGAUCCGAGGCGUGGAGGAAGCCGAACUGCCACAGUUCACCAUAAUAGGAUACGAAACUAAUGAUAGAAAAGAAAGACUGGCAACGGGCGAGUACCAGCGGCUGUCGCUAUCGUUCAAACUGCAGCGCAACAUCGGGUACUUCGUAUUCCAGACCUACCUGCCCAGCAUUCUGAUCGUGAUGCUGUCGUGGGUAUCGUUCUGGAUCAACCACGAGGCCACCUCGGCCAGAGUGGCACUGGGUAUAACCACCGUGCUCACCAUGACCACCAUCAGUACGGGGGUGCGGAGUUCACUGCCCCGGAUCAGCUACGUCAAGGCCAUCGACAUCUACCUGGUGAUGUGCUUUGUGUUUGUGUUCGCUGCCCUGCUGGAGUACGCCGCCGUGAACUACACGUACUGGGGCGCGCGGGCGAAGAAGAAAAGUAAAAAGAACAAAGAAGAGGAGAAGAAGGUUUCAAGAAAGCAGGAAAACAGCUCUGGAUGUUCAACGGAGGACAUCAUCGAACUGCAGGACGUCCGAAUGAGUCCAAUAGCGUCGCUCCGGAAUCGGCAUUACGCCAACACGACCUCGUCGACCGGUGCGGACGCCGUAGAUCUAGCCAAAUUCCCUCCCAGUUUUCGGAUCGCUCGACCCUAUGGGUCCAGCACUCGAUCCAGUGGGUUGCGGUACCGGGGUAAUCGAGGUCACAACCGACCGAAGAUGCUGCACGCGAUCAGGCGCGGAGCGUCCGUCAUCAAGGCGUCCAUCCCGAAGAUCAAGGACGUCAACGUGAUCGACAAGUACUCGCGGGUGAUCUUCCCGGUCAGUUUCGCGGCUUUCAACGCCGGCUACUGGAUCUUCUACGUGUUGGAGUGACCAUCGGCGAACUAACCGGAUCCGUAAGUCACAGCCAACCCGCAGCAGACGGAGCGAGGAUUUGUCGUAGUGGUAGCGAUAGCCGAGUUGUAGUUGUCGUACUAGCAGCACCAUUCACCAUCACCAUCUAGUAGAAAGGGGGCAGUACUAGAACAGCUGCCGAAGGGGUUCGGUGCAUAGAUGCGCGUCCUCAGUAGAGUAAUGCCGAGUUCCGAGCAACCCCCGGAUGUGGGUCCUAUCGAAAAUAAGAGAAAACGCCAAGAAGCGCACGUUCGACUAAACAAUAAUCCUUCCGCUGCCGAGUUUAGACAUUUGACGCACCAGAGUUUUGACAUCCGGUUAGUUCAGAAAACGAGAAACCUUCCAAAGAAAAAAAAUAUAAAAAAGAAACGAAACACAUUAGUGAGAGACACACAGUUCAUCAAGGUGGC
Molecule: messenger RNA, 3271 nt
Organism: Aedes albopictus (Asian tiger mosquito)
Lineage: Eukaryota; Metazoa; Arthropoda; Insecta; Diptera; Culicidae
Gene: Lcch3
Product: gamma-aminobutyric acid receptor subunit beta-like
Exons: 9
Coding region: 1185-2840 (551 amino acids)
Biological process (GO): chloride transmembrane transport; chemical synaptic transmission; nervous system process
Cellular component (GO): synapse; GABA-A receptor complex; neuron projection
Molecular function (GO): GABA-A receptor activity; chloride channel activity; neurotransmitter receptor activity
Source: RefSeq, a predicted model, not a curated record